AAGGAAAGAGAGAGAAAAUGGGAAUCUGAGUUGGGCCACCUUCUUUCUUCUUCCGCCUCCUCCGUCAGUCAGUCAGGUGUCACAUGUCUACGUCUCAGACCUAAUUCACAGAUGGCCGGAGGAGAUACUCCAAUUAUUCUACCCUUUCUUUUUCUUUUUCUCUUUUUAUUAUUAUUAUUAUUAUCCUCCCACAACAAAUACAAAAACUCAAAGUAACUUUUUCUCGCACUAUCAAUCACCUUAAAAAAGUUGUAGAGAGAGAAAGAGAGAGAGAGAGAGAGAGAGGGGAGGGGAGCCCAUUUGAACCUCCAAUCACGUGUUCCUCAAUUCUGUGCUGGCCCCCCAUGGCCAUCCCCCGCGUUUCAGUUCAUUGACUCUUUUCUGUGUGACAUAGCAUCAAACACUUGGUGGGUGUGUUAUGUGUGUGUGUGUGUGGGGCUGCUCUCUUGCUAAUUUCAACUUCUUUUUUUUCGACAUAAUUUUACUCUCUAAAGUCUUGCGAUUUUAUUGCUACAGUCCAAGACUUUGCUCACCGAGUCACCCCAUCCCCUGCUUCAACCCACAUCCACCGUCCAUUUUUUUUUUCCUUUUUAAAAAUUCUUCUUUCAUCUCGCAAUUGGGUUUUCUUGAUUUGCUGAAAAGAGGGCAAAGUGGUGAUGAUCGUGGAUUUCGGUUCUUGCUCCGAAUUUGACAAGUCUGGGGUUUGAGUAGGUUUUAUGGAGAACAUAGAGACUUUGUUGGCUGCAGUGGCUCAGACCCAAGGCUUUGACGACGAUGAGCCUGUUGUUCCUACUCCUCCUCCGCCGCCGCCGUCAAGGUUAGUGAACUUUGAUUCGUCGCCGGAGAUUCCAGGCGAUUUGGGUGACUCCCAGCUGGUUGAAGCUCCUGUGGAGGUCUCCAGAGAUCUUCUGCGUUCGACGGCCAACCGGACGCCGGAGACUGCAGUUCCGGCGACGGAUCGGGUGAUCGGAGCUGACGACAAGAAAAAGAGAGGAAGACCGCCGAGGGGGCAGCUUGCUGUGAAGCCCCCGCCGCAGAAGCGGGCAAAGCAGGAGGAUGAAGACGAAGAUGUUUGCUUCAUUUGCUUCGAUGGGGGUUCUCUUGUGCUUUGCGACCGUAGGGGCUGUCCAAAGGCUUACCAUCCCGCCUGUAUUAAGCGAGACGAAGCGUUUUUUAAAUCAAAAGCUAAGUGGAACUGCGGAUGGCACAUAUGUAGUGUGUGUAGAAAGGCUUCUCACUAUGUUUGCUACACUUGCACGUAUUCAUUGUGCAAGGGAUGCACUAAAGAUGCCGAUUACGUGUGUGUUAGAGGCAACAAAGGCUUUUGCUCAACGUGCAUGAAGACUAUUACGCUGAUGGAAAACCAAGGCCCCGUAAACAGUGACUCGGGGGUUCAAGUAGAUUUUGAUGACGUAACUAGUUGGGAAUAUCUUUUUAAGAUGUAUUGGGUACCCUUGAAAGAGAAGUUAUCCUUAACGAUGAGUGACCUCACGAAAGCUAGAAAUCCCUGGAAAGGUGUGGCUCCAGUCGUUUGCACGCCACAGUUGAGUAAUGUACUCGAUGGAAAAGUUUCUAUUCCUAUCAAAAGUUCUGAACAUUUGGAGAUAAAUAAGCUCGAAGAAGCACAGAACAAAACGUUAAUGUCAGCUGUAUCAAGAGCCAGUAACCACAUUGAGAUACCAAAUAGCAAUAGUGGGGAAAACGAGACGAUCUUUAGCAAAGACACGAAAAUUCUAAACGCUAAUGAGACAAGCAUUGGAGGCAAUUGUGGGAAAGACACUUCCAAUCCAGUAAUAAAAAAUGAAGAAGACAAUCUUAGCAUUGUCAAAGAUAGAGGUGAGCCAAGAGACGGAAAUCCAGACAAUUCAGCUGGAUUUGUUGAUUCUGUUGCAAGUGGCAUGGAAGUUGAUGUAGACAACUCGUUGAUGCAAAUAAAGAGUAAGAAAGAAGAGAUGUUUGGAGAUAGUGAAGAGAGAAAACCCCAGAAUAAAUCGAGGGACUAUGCUGCAAUUGAUGUUCAUAAUAUUAACUUGAUCUAUUUGCGGCGUAAUAUGAUGGAGAAUCUCGUUGAAGAUAAGGAGAAUUUCCAUGAUAAGGUCUUAGGAUCGAUUGUGAGAAUCAGAAUUUCAAGUGAUGACCAGAAGCCAGAUGUUUACAGGCUUGUCAAAAUUGUAGGGACUAGAAAGGUGGCCGAGCCAUAUAAAAUUGGUGAUAGGACAGCAAAUAUCAUGCUUGAAGUUUUAAAUUUAGAUAUGCAAGAGGUCAUAUCAGUUGAUGCCAUUUCAAAUCAAGAUUUCACCAAGGAUGAGUGCAGACAGUUGCACCAAGGCAUUAAAUGUGGGCUCAUGGAGCAGUUCACUGUUGAUGAAAUAAAAAAGAAAGCUAUGGCCCUUCAACCAGUUAGGGUCAAAUAUUGGCUGGAGGCAGAGAUAUUACAGCUAAAUCAUCUUCAGGAUCAAGUUAGCAAGAAAGGGCGUAAGAAGGAGCUCAGAGAACAUGUACGUAAAAUACAGCUACUAAAUUCACCUGAAGAAUACCAGCGCAGAAUUGUUCAAGUUCCAGAAAUACACGUCGAUCCAGAUGUAAUAAGCCCAGAUGCUGAAUUGGAAGAUGUAAAAAGUUGUGAUAACAGUAGAAAAGAUGAACAUGUCAUGCCAAGAUACUUGGAAUCUUCUCAAGUAAAUGGUAAAGAAGAUGGAGAGAAGAUAGAUGCAAGUGUAUCAGAUAAUGCGGAGAAACUAAUAGAUCAAGUUAACGUUACUAACUCAACAAUUGGUGGUAGAAAUGAAUCAAAUGAUCAAAGGUCGGAAAUGGAAACUUCAAGCGCAACUGUAUCCGUGCGGAACUUUCUACCUGUCAAUAUUAUCGAAACCGAGAAAUUAUGGCAUCAUCGAGAUCACAAUGGUAAAAUUCAAGGCCCAUUUUCGAUGAUGCAUUUGCGCGACUCGAGUAAAAUCGGACUUUUUCCACACAAUAUGAGAAUAUGGACGAAUCACGAGCAAUACGACUCGUUGCUUCUGACAGAUGCUCUGAGUGGGAGAUUCCAUGGGGCAUCCGAGUGGAGACAUGACAGAAAUGAUGGAGACAGUAAACAAAAAGAGACAGCCUCUUGUAAUAACGCAACUGUUUUACCCGACAACAAUAGUGGAUCUGUGAGGGCAAACGAGUCUCCCUCUUGGCCUCAAUGCUGGGAUUUGCUUAAAGAUGAUGAGGUCAGCAAUGGCCCACAAAAUACGGAAAAGAUUCCAAACUUGCCGAAUCAAAACGAGACAACUAGUGGAGGAAAUAAAUCUUUACAAGAAAAAGAAAAUCCGAGACCUUUGCCUAUUGAUUUGAGCUUGAACGAUAUAGAUAUAGACUCGGGUUGUGUUUCUGCACCUGUAUCAACUAACUUCCCUUUGCAAAACUCUGGUAUACUUGAGCUUCUAAGUCCUAAGGACGAUCAUAAGGCCACUGAGAAGCCGCCACCUGGAUUACCGAAUUUCCCCGUGCCAAAUGCGGGCCCCAGCUGGACUCCUGAAGUAGCUAACGAAUGGUGCGGGUAUGCAUCCACACCGGCGAAGCCAUGUGCCGCAGAUGCGUGGGAUUCUGAUCUCGUCUCUGCUCCUUCCCAGAGACCUCACGAAGUUACAAACUGGCUGGCAAUGAUGAACGAACCGAUUGAAUUCGAUGCUUUGGGGGAAGAAUCGGUUUCGGAUUUGUUGGCUGAAGUUGAUGCGAUGGAAUCGCAGGGCGUAUUUCCUUCGCCUACCUCAGCUAUGAAGUUUGCAAAGGAGAUGCUAGACUGUAGAGACGAUUGCUUUAGUUCGAUCGAGGAAUUUAGCUCAACCAAUGAUGUUUGCAAACCGGUUAUUGCAUCAUCAUCUGUGAUCGAUGGUCUUGAUUCUUUCAACAAUUCCUCGUCUGUGGGGAGUGCUGUAGAGAAUAAUAACUCGUCGUCAGUUUACACAGGUGGAACGGGUUCGGAUUUUCACCAAGAAACAGCGGACCCCGGUUGGGGAGCGGUGCAGGGGAAUAUUAACCUGGUGACGGUGCAGGGUAACGUGAAUCUUGUAUUGGGUGGACCUUCGGCUCAGGGAAUGGCGAACAUGGGGUGGGGUAAUCCAUACCAGACAGCAGGUUGGGGUAAUCCGAACCUGAAUCAGAGCCCAGUGAAUGGGAAUCUACCGUGGGAGGGUCCACGGAAAUACGGUGGGGAGAGGUUUCCUAGCCCUAGAGAGUGGGGGGGUUGUUAUCAAGGUGGAGGUGAGCCGGGGUUUGGGAGGGGGAGGCUACCGUGGGGGCGGCCUCCAUUUAGUGGGGGUGGUGGUGGUGGAUAUUCGAGGCCACCACCGAAAGGGCAGAGGAUUUGCAAAUUCUACGAGAGUGGUCGGUGCAAGAAAGGAGCGUUCUGCGAUUACUUGCAUCCUUCGUAGUUAUGUUUGUCUUUUGUUUUAGUAAGGUGAUGGAUUAUAUUUUGGUGCUAGUAAUUUUUGUAAUAAUUAAUAAUGUGAGUAGCUUAGUCUGUGUAGGUGUUAGUUCAUAAUCUGUAUGUUAUUUGGAGAAGAAGAGAUGAUGAGUUGUUUAAUUUGUGUAUUAGCCCUUUUGAGGGCAAUUUCGGAAAA
Molecule: messenger RNA, 4604 nt
Organism: Erythranthe guttata (spotted monkey flower)
Lineage: Eukaryota; Viridiplantae; Streptophyta; Magnoliopsida; Lamiales; Phrymaceae
Source: RefSeq, a predicted model, not a curated record